Messenger RNA from Soboliphyme baturini, 366 nucleotides. The record is from the annotation of a GenBank genome assembly. NCBI's taxonomy places the organism in Eukaryota, Metazoa, Nematoda, Enoplea, Dioctophymatida, Soboliphymatidae.
AAAACCGGCGAGUGGAAAGGGAAAACAGCAGGCGGCUGUCCCAACUACCAUGAUACCUACCGCAACAAUCCGGUAUUUCAGUUUUCAGCUGAAGUCAGCAUCGAUGAGCUCCUCAUCGAACUCAGGGGACCGAAGCUGUACAGUGUUGGCUUCGAUGUUGAGCAGAUCAAAUCGUCUCAAGGUCAUAAGCCGUUUUCCCGCAGCUCUACCGGCGCCUACCGACCGGGAUUCUGCAUCCUUCGUCUAUCAGACGUUCCGGCUGGCGUUUACAACAUAGUGCCUACAACGUUUUUUCCCGGACAGGAAGGCCCAUUUUUUCUAGACAUGUCUGCCAGCUCUGCCUUCGUUCUGAAGCGGAUUCAAUAA